ACACCAGCCGUGCCGCUCGCUCGCUCACUCGCUAGCUCGUUGUCUUGUAUUUUCUUCUUGUUUAUAUUUUAAUUUUUCAUGAAAAAUAACGGAAAAUGCUGUGUAACUGUAAAUAUUUGUGUCGGUUACGACUAUAAUUUCUAAUAUAUGUCUAAAUGUGUUUGCAUAAUCUUCUGUUGAUAAGGUGUAUAUCAUGUGUGGCAAAUGUAUUAAGACAAGAAUGAAACAUACUUUUGUCUUGUAGAACAGUAAAAGAGCGGUAAAUCAAAAUGGAGCAUUCAGAUUUAGUUGCCGAGAUGGCUCAAGUGGAGCACUUGACCACUCAGGAGAGACUUCAUCUGGCACGAAGGCGUCGUAUGCAACAGUUGAAGCUAUGGCAGCAGAGAGAGAAGGAGUGGGCGCGCUCGCGGGGCAAGCGAGAGAAGAGCAACAAGCGCAACAUCUUCUUCAACGACAGCGUCAUGCUGUUGGAGGCUGCGGCGAGGAACGAUAUCGAAGAAGUGCGGCGUCUCCUCGCGCGCGGGGUGACGCCGGACGCAACGAACGAGGAUGGGUUAACGGCGCUGCACCAGUGUUGCAUCGAUAACAACGAGGCCAUGAUGCGGCUGCUGUUAGACAACGGCGCCAACGUUAAUGCAGAAGACAGCGAGAAGUGGACGCCCCUGCACGCCGCCGCCACCUGCGGGAACCUCAACCUGGUCCGAAUACUCAUCCAGCGAGGCGCAAACCUUUUGGCCGUCAACGGUGACGGCAACAUGCCAUACGACAUCUGCGAGGAAGAGAGAACGCUAGACGCGAUCGAGAGCGAGAUGGCUGCGAGGGGCGUCACCCAGAGACUGAUAGACGAGACGCGCGCCGCCACCGAAAUGAGGAUGCUGAUGGAUGUUGCGGAGCUGGUCAAGGAAGGGAUGGACUUGGACGAGCCGAGGGAUAACCAGGGUGCUACUUUGCUGCAUAUAGCCUCGGCGAAUGGCUACACCAAAGUGGUGGAGUUCCUGCUAGAGCACCGGGCGUCUACUGACGUGGUAGACCACGACGUUUGGCAGCCAGUUCACGCGGCGGCUUGCUGGGGACAUUUAGAGGUAUUAGAGUUGCUUGUGCAGUACGGCGCUGAUCUCAACGUGCGGAAUAAACACGACGAAACGCCUGCAGAUAUCUGCGAGGAGGGCGAGAUGCGCGCGCGCAUCGUGCGGCUAGCGGCAGAACAAGAGGAGCGGCGACGACGCGCGCUGCACGCGGCCGGCGAGCGCGCCACCACCGCGCGCCGCUCCUCCUCCACGGCCAGCGCCUCAAGUCUGACUUCUGAAGUUCCUCUUGCUCUUGUACCUGACGUCGGACUACGGCGACGCGCGCUGCACGCGGCCGGCGAGCGCGCCACCACCGCGCGCCGCUCCUCCUCCACGGCCAGCGCGUCAAGAAGUGUUAGUGUAUUGUUUUUUCAAAGGAUUCUCAUGUGGCUCAGUGAUGAUGAAGUGGACUGUGCUAUGACCUCUCAAACAAUGUCUUUGGAUAUUAUGUUUUUGACACACGACAACUUGCGGCGUCUACGCAAAGAGCCGCAAGUGUUAGGCCUCCGAUACAGGGGCCUAUCAAAUGGCAUGGAAAAUGACCAGAACACGGCAAACCAAAUGCAGCCUAAUGAUUUGACGCAUAAACGUCUAUCUACCAGCUCCACGACGUCAAACCAGAGUUACGACUCCAACGUCGAAUAUGCCGUGCCCAAGCACUCGUACAAUCAACGCGCAAGGAACAGCGACGUUGAUGGAAACGACCUGCCCUACCCACCUAAGAUAUCAAAUCCCUUAUUCGGGGUUAACGCCGCCUCACACUACGCGCCUGGUUCCCACGCGGCGCCAGAACACGAGACCAAACACUACGAGAAAAGCUUACCCAACGGAGUCAGAAAAGCCCCAGAAGGCCAAGACAAUGACGCCUUCAAAUCCGAGGACUCCCUAGACGGUAGGAAAGAGGUGAUAGUGAGCCCCAACCAAAUCGCAAUCACAGAGGGCGGCACCGCGACCUACACCACAGACAAUAAUGGUAAAAUCAAUGUUCAUGUCACCGUCAUGAUUAACGCAGGCACUCUCGCGGAUUUGAAGAAGCAGCGCGCUCAAAUUAGAACAAACGGUAGUCCGGUGGAGAACAGUUUGAACUCGACGAACAACCACAGCAUCAAUUCAAUACCUGAGGUGACGAAGGACAUGCCGGUGCAACUCAACCCGCUCACUCUGUCCCCGAGUUCCGGAACUGUCCCACGAUUCUCCGGGAAUACGAGUGACGUAGUCGGGGACACCAGAUCGCACAGGUGCUGUAUUAUAAUGUAGAUUUACAUCGGUAUUAUGGUAUCGGUAGACGCGCCCCUAGUGCACAAAAUAGAGGGGCGCGUACGAACAAAGAGAGAUUGAUUCGCGUACAAGUCUGAUUGUCAUUCCAAAAAGAUAUAUUUAUGCCGGUUAGGUUCGUACAAUGUGCUGAUUGUACUGUGAAUUGUAUUUAGCGGGUUAAGUGAUGGUAUGUUAAUAGUUCCGAUUGGCCCCUCGAAAGCGAGGAAGUUAUUGUUACGUUGAUUAUUGCCGAUGGAUAAUUGCCAUUUUUGCUCAGCAACGUCAGGGCUUGCCAAUGUGCUAGUAACAGUGUGAUAAGUGUUGAUCAGCUCAACGGUUUUUAUCUAGGGGUAAGGAAAUAUUAAAUGGUUGCUAAUAUUUUACAUAGUUAUAGAAUUGAAUCCUAUAUAAUUAUAUAAAUUUAUUGUCUUAUUGUAGUAGUGUAUUUAAGUAUUUUCCUACUGUAGAUUUCGCCUUACCUAUUAUUGUAUCUUAUACAUUCCAUUUUUAUGUAUAUAACUAUGUUGUAUGUCAAGGUUAUUGUGAUUCCAGCAUUAUAUCAGUAUAAUUGAAGUUGAUCAGUAUUUCAAUGGUAUGAAAAGCAUAAUAAUUAAUUAGAUACGAUCAGUAUAAAUAAACAAUCACAAACGAUCGAAUAUAAAGCAAUUGUUCGAAAGUGCCUCACCGGAUGGAUUGUUGCAAAUAUAUUUUAAUGAAAAUAGCAUAAUUGAAUACUUAAAUGCGAGUUAUUUAAUAUUUAAAUAAUAAGUGAUUAAUGUGUAAUUUAUUUUAAUCAAAAUAAUAUAUUCGUUGCAUAAAUUCCUUGAACACUGCUAGGUAUUAUUUGAAUUUGGGGUGAUAUUUUAAUAAAAGUAAACGUGACUGCGAUAAAUGCCUUAUUUAGACACAUUCGUUAUUUUGUUGUACUCGGACCACGCGACGGCAAUAAACAAAACAUUAGUAUUUUACAAUUUCUAUGUUAAUAGUACACAAAAAUAGUUCUUAAAUCUAUCAAUCAAAUAUUUCCCAAGUGAA
Ostrinia furnacalis (Asian corn borer) is the source of this 3359-nucleotide messenger RNA. RefSeq names its product Myosin phosphatase targeting subunit 75D (gene MYPT-75D). NCBI's taxonomy places the organism in Eukaryota, Metazoa, Arthropoda, Insecta, Lepidoptera, Crambidae. Gene Ontology annotation, cellular component: cytoplasm. The record is from RefSeq and is a predicted model, not a curated record. The transcript has 12 exons. The coding region runs from base 270 to 2324 and encodes 684 amino acids. Gene Ontology annotation, molecular function: myosin phosphatase regulator activity; protein binding; enzyme inhibitor activity.